Messenger RNA from Cuscuta campestris, 2434 nucleotides. The record is from the annotation of a GenBank genome assembly. Lineage: Eukaryota; Viridiplantae; Streptophyta; Magnoliopsida; Solanales; Convolvulaceae.
GGAUAAAUACUCUGGGACGGAGGUAGUAAAUUAUUAUUACCCCAAAUCAGAACGGUACAUCAAUGUUAUAUGCCGAACCAUAGAAAUGGUUCCGUGCAUGAAAUGAAUACAACAGUACGAUAAUACAACAACUUGGCACACAGGCCGUACAAAUAAACAAUCACACGCUUGGCACACACGCAAUACAAAACAAACAACCAAAAGCAAACAUCAAUAUGGUCAACACAUCCAAGAGGAUCCCACGUCUAGGCUCUUGUGAAGUCCACCAGCUUCCCGUACAACGAAGUAUGGUAGGCCGAGACCAGAGCAUCAAGGGAGCAUAUGUUGAAGGUAGACACCCCAAACACACAUACUCCCUCUAGAAGGACAAUCAUAUCAAAAUUCAGUCAUCAAUCAAAAUCAUCAAAUAAUGUGCUUCAAAAAUCAGCCCAAAGCAUUUAUCAAAGCCAUCACCAAUCCAAGAGAGAUUAGGGAACAAACCCCAAGAGAGAAGAGUGCUAGGAUUCCAUCGGUAUACCAAGAAGGCCUAGGCUCGAGCGUAAGAGGUUGUCCACCUUCAUCAAAGAAGACAAACUUGACGCCAAAGUGACCAGAGCAAACCACUCGGCCGUUCAGAGACGGCAAUGGAAUUUGGCAAUUAUCUUCUGAUAAGGCAUGAGUUCACUUAGUUCCCCUUUAUGCCUCCACCUACUUAUUGCCCUCGGUUUGAGUUCAGACACAAAAAGUAGAUAGGCAGGGAACUAGUGAACCCGAGUAGGACCAACAUAGUCUUCCCAUCCCCCAACCGAAAGGAUCAAGACGAACCAGGCAUGGUUGGCAAUAGACCCACAAACUUCAACUCUGAAGUUAAAACCCCAAAAUUCUGACCAGCAGCUCCAUAUACCCAACCCCAAAGCACUUGCUUUACCUCCAAACAUGAAGCAAAACCUGCCCAAAGGCUGUCCAUGGGCAGUUUCCGUUCAAAUGCAGCCUGCCCACUGCCCAGCCAUCAAUGGCAGCAUAUAAAACCCACUGUCCAGCCAGCUCUCUCCCAAAUUCACACCUUUUGAGCUCCAAUUUCAAGCCAAGUCAUAUAUCUAAGCAAAGGACAGUUAGGCAGGUAGGAUCUGCCCCAAUAGCGUGCCCAAAAGUACAAAUUUCCAUGACUGAAGUUUCCCUCAAAAGCUGCCCAGAGCCAUACUCAUCAGCCUUCAGCAGCAAGAUACCCCGUGCAAAGUCAUCUUAAGGUCCAGCGUGGCAUUGACUCCAAGGCCACAAACCAUCACAGCCCCUUGAAGCCCGAAAGAGCAGUGCCACAAAUGCCCUUUAGGCUUCAUAAUCCAGCUAAAAGAAGGGUAUGCCCAGGUCCAACAGCCCCAACAGAGGAUAACAACAGCAAAUGAACAUCAACAAACCAACCCACAAUUCACUGUCCCAUCAUCCGUAAUAUUCAAAGCAACAAUAGUUAUUCAAGUCCACCAAAAUCAUUGCAAAAUUGGGGUACAGCAGUUCCCCACUGUCCAAUUCAACGUGGCCAAGCCCAAAGGUAAAACACAGCAGGAAAAAACCACAAUCCAACCCAAAAUUUGCCAAGUCUGCCCAUGGAUAGCAUGCCUUAGUCUUUUCCUUCAAGCAUUGGCCCUUCCCUCCACACCACAAUCUCCCCUCUUGGCUCUUCCAUAACCAUUAGGGGGGUAGGGGGAUAAUGCCAUAUUGCUAGGUGCAUCAACUGAAGCAACACAAUUCAAUGGACAUCAAAGCAAAAAGCCAGCACAAGUACACACACUCCACAAAAACAGUAGGAAUCAUUCACAGCAAGAACAUCAGCUUGUACCAUAAGUUACAUAACCAAAACGUAGCUCAAAAGAGGUCAUUUUAAUACAUAAACAACCUCUCUAAAUGCCAGCCAAGAAUCCACAAAAAGUUGGUCAAAAAACAAGCAUGAAGGUAAUACAUACGCAGUCCCAAUUCUCGCUGUGAAAAGUAGAUACGAAACCCAAAAACACCCCAAACCGAAAGGAAAUUCAUAUGAAAUUGAAAUCCACCUUCAUAAGGAGGAAGGGGAUUGCAAAUCGCUCAAAAUACCAGAAGAUUAGCUAUCAAAAGUGUCCGGAUCCACAUGAAUUAGAGAGACAAAAAUUCGAAUGAAGAUUGCCGUUGACUUCCAAUUGUUCAAGAAUUCCUUACCAAAAUCAGCGAAGAUACCUCAUAAUCGGAUUCACCAGCUGAAGGCAGACCCAAGGUUCCAAAAAUCCGAUGAAAUGAGCUAGAAUCGAUGGAAGAGGAGCAAAUCUCCUUGGCGCGGCACUGUUCAUGGCGAGAGCUUGGAGAGAGAAACUUCUGCUUCCAUUAUUAUUGAGAGCUCUUUCUUGGGCAAAUUAUAUGGUACAUCCAGCUACCUUUCUUUAGGUACAUCCUGGUAUUUUUGUAUAUUUUAUAAAUUUUUUAUCCAAUG